Brassicogethes aeneus is the source of this 1954-nucleotide messenger RNA. NCBI's taxonomy places the organism in Eukaryota, Metazoa, Arthropoda, Insecta, Coleoptera, Nitidulidae. The record is from the annotation of a GenBank genome assembly.
GAAUCCGACGCUUAGUUUGUGUAAAGAAGAAAGUACAAUUUGUCGGCCAAUCGCGUCGAGCCUCAGGUAUACUGAAAGUCAGAAAAAGAGGUAGGAAAGUGGUCGCUCUUCAAGAACAGCAGUAGUGUCAGUUCAGUGCGGCGACACAUACAAGCAGGACAAUGUUUCAAGCAAUCCUGCAACGAAACAGUCAUAAGAAACUAGUUAAGUUUAGUAUAUUGUGUUUAGCUAUAAGUUUAGUACACAGCCAAAGUCCAAAUAAUGAAAAUGUGAAUACUAGAAAACCAAAAGAAGAAAAGAAAGAUGUAGAAUUUGAAUGUCCGCAAGUAACCGGAAAUGGAAAUUAUGCCGAUCCAAAUACUUGCCGUAGAUUCUUCCAGUGUGUAGAUGGUUACCCCUAUGUAAACCGGUGCCCAUCUGGAUUAUAUUUCGACGAUAUCAGCAAGUACUGCACCUUCAAAAACGAAGCUAGAUGUGGACCAAUUGCAACAACCCCAGCCACAGUAACUGAACCACCUAAAGAUUUAGCCGUGAGAUGCAACCCGGCCGAGUGCGAAUUACCUUACUGUUUUUGCUCGAAAGAUGGCACCCUUGUACCGGGCGGUCUAGACCCUGAACAGAUUCCACAAAUGAUUCUACUGACAUUCGAUGGCGCCGUCAAUCUUAAUAAUUACGAACAUUACAAAAAAGUUUUCAACAAGAAAAGGCAAAAUCCUAAUGGUUGCGACAUCAAGGGUACCUUCUUUAUUUCGCACGAGUACAGUAACUACCAAAUGAUACAACAAUUGGCCAGUGAAGGUCAUGAAAUCGGCACGGAAACCAUAUCUCUACAAAUGGGUCUCCAAGACAAAGGCUACGAAGAAUGGGUCGGUGAAAUGGUCGGCAUGAGAGACAUCUUGCAACAUUUCUCCAACGUAUCAAAAAGCGAGGUCGUAGGAAUGAGGGCGCCAUACUUGAAGCCUGGACGCAACACGCAAUACAAGGUUCUAGAGGAGUUCGGUUUUAUCUACGACAGUUCCGUGGGAGUGCCAGCGUUGCCAGUGCCAGUUUGGCCCUACACCUUGGACUACAAAAUCCCGCACGAAUGCAAGGCUGGAACUUGUCCAUCCAAAUCAUUCCCAGGAGUUUGGGAAAUACCUCUAAACACUCAUUACGUAGAAGGCUUUGAGGGAGGCCAUUGCCCGUACUUGGAUCAAUGCGUUUUGCAUAACCACGAUGCCAAUGAAGUUUUCGAGUGGUUACAAGAGGACUUCUUGAGGUACUACGACCAAAAUAGGGCGCCUUACAUGAUGCCUUUCCACACCAACUGGUUCAGCAUUAAGGAAUUGGAACAAGGAUUGCACAAGUUCUUGGAUUGGGUGACAACACUUGAGGACGUAUGGUUCGUCACCAACACCCAAGCGUUAACCUGGAUCACAGACCCGAAAACCUCAAAGGAACUCAACAACUUUGAAGCAUGGGGUUGCAGUAAAAAGAAGGAUAACAUCCCUCAAGCUUGCAAGAAUUCCAAUAAGUGCGCUUUAAGUUUCAAAACGGCAGAUUCGAAUUUCACUGACACGAGGUAUUUGGAAACUUGCCGAGAUUGUCCCAACAAAUAUCCUUGGUUAGGUGACGCCACAGGUUCCGGUAUUCCAGGGAAAGAUAAUUAUGUUCCUGACAAUGUCAGAAAAUAAUAGAAAAUACCUAAUACUUAGGUAUAUAUGUAUGUAUACGUUUCAAGGAAAUAUUCAGUAAAAUAAUACUUUGUAUUCUUUAGAAAUGUAUUAAAUAAUUUAACAAAAAAUAUAGUUUCUAUAAUGAGACUCCAAAAUACCUAUUUAAUUUAAUAUUAUUUUAAUUUUGAUACAAUAUCUACCAAACUACUUUAUAUUUCAUAGGUUAUUGUAUUUUUGUAAUAAAUAAAUUAUUGUUACACUGUUCAUAUGUUUUUUAUUAUUUUUUCCACUCCUAUUGC